AUGGGUGGGAAGCUGCAGCAGCUGAUGUCGAGGCUCCACCUGGCCAAGGGCGGCGGCGGCGGGAAGGGCGGCGGCGCGGUGCCGAGGGGCCACUUCGCGGUGUACGUCGGCGAGGCGAGGGCGCGGUUCGUGAUCCCGACGGCGUACCUCAGGCACCCGUCGUUCGUUGCGCUGCUGGAGAGCGCUGAGGAGGAGUUCGGCUUCGACCACCACGGCGGCGGGAUUAUCAUACCGUGCUCUGAGAGCGACUUCGUUGAGCUCGUCGGCAGCCUGAGCUCCUCGUCGCCGUCGUCGUCGUGGCGGCAUUGA
This is a messenger RNA of Triticum turgidum subsp. durum (durum wheat), 309 nucleotides long. NCBI's taxonomy places the organism in Eukaryota, Viridiplantae, Streptophyta, Magnoliopsida, Poales, Poaceae. The record is from the annotation of a GenBank genome assembly.